UCUAACCUCAAAUACUUUGCAGCAUGCCCUAGUUUCUUCUCCUUUGUCUCAAUAAAACUCACAACCACCCCUCAACCCCAUGCAUGAAACCAUUCAAUAAGAGACAACCAAAUUAUACACUUCAUCCCCACAUGCUUUCUUUGAUUACGUAUCCGUAACCUCUCCCUUUCUUAAUUCUAGGGUUUGUGCAUAGGCCAAGCCAAUGAUGUCGUCGGACAUGAACAAAGAUGAGAGGAACUAUCAGAAUCCAAGUAGCCGCGGCAAGGCCAUGUCAGCCACAAGGCCACCAGCAGCCAUAAACUGCCCUAGAUGUGAUUCUCCGAACACAAAGUUCUGCUACUACAACAAUUACAGUCUCACUCAACCGCGACACUUCUGCAAGACGUGUAAGAGGUAUUGGACUAAGGGAGGAGCUCUACGUAACGUGCCUGUUGGUGGUGGCUGUCGCAAGAACAAGAAAACCUCCAGAGCUUCCUCUUCAAGGCCCUCCUCAGGAGACUUUAAGGACUCCUCAGGAGCCUCAUCAUACUCAGACAGUGGCGGAUUCAGGUUCUACAAUAGUCUACAGUUCCAACUUGGAGAAGGCCUAACAAAUUUUCCGCGGUUUAACAAUAUUUCAGCACCUCCUCCUGUUGGCAAUCAAUUAGUUUCUUCAUUCGGUGACAUUCCAACAGUACCUUUAUCAUCAAAUGUUAUGUCCAAUUUUACUUUGGAACCUAAUCCGGGAAACAAUUUAAGCCAAUUCAUGGCCUUAAAUAGUUUCCCUUUAUCUUCUUCUUCUUCCUCAUCUUCUGUACUCAAGCAAGAUCAUGCAGACAAGUAUGGAGGCUUCAAGGAAGGAUUACUUCACGAUACGGUCCCCUCUAACAGUACGGUCCCCUCUAACAGUAAUCUGGCUUAUUCUAUCGAGUCCUUGAGUUCAAUCAACCAAGACCUUCACUGGAAGUUACAACAAGAUAGGCUUAACACGAUGUUCAAUAAUGGCGGUGAUAAUAGUAAUUACCCGCGGCAAAAUGGUUUGAUUAGCAGUACUGCCAACUAUCUCGAACACUCUCAGAGUCAGAAGCCACAUCCCCUGUUGUUUCAGAACCUGGAGAUUUCGUCGAAACCAGCUGAUGAAUCAAGAAUGGAGAACACUGGAAAUGUUAGUUCUGCAAAUUUGGGGACAGAUUGGUGCUUUGGUAAUUCUAGUUAUGCACCUGUUGUGAAUCAAAACCCCGCGAUUAGCAGUGGCCUUAACAUUGCUGAUAUUAAGGAGAAUCAGGCAUGGGCCAACUUUGAUCAGUUCACAACCCUUCCUUAGAGCUUAGAUGUUGAUUAGCUUUGAUGAUCAAGAGGUUAAAUCUUGUAUGUAAACUCCGAUGUUGAUGUUAAAGUUUAGUAGUUUAGUUUAGUUGAUCUGAUAUAUGACCAGCUAAAUCAUUUCUGUAUUCGCAUCUUGUUAUAUGAACAUACAUUGAAACUUGUCAAGUAACCAUGUCUCGUGUCA
Molecule: messenger RNA, 1489 nt
Organism: Daucus carota subsp. sativus
Lineage: Eukaryota; Viridiplantae; Streptophyta; Magnoliopsida; Apiales; Apiaceae
Product: dof zinc finger protein DOF5.7
Exons: 1
Coding region: 203-1303 (366 amino acids)
Biological process (GO): regulation of DNA-templated transcription
Molecular function (GO): DNA-binding transcription factor activity; DNA binding
Source: RefSeq, a predicted model, not a curated record